This is a messenger RNA of Esox lucius (northern pike), 2633 nucleotides long. RefSeq lists its product as uncharacterized. The record is from RefSeq and is a predicted model, not a curated record. Bases 1203 to 2291 code for a protein of 362 amino acids. NCBI's taxonomy places the organism in Eukaryota, Metazoa, Chordata, Actinopteri, Esociformes, Esocidae. The transcript has 8 exons.
GAGGGCAGGCAGCCCAAAAUAGGUGGCUUUUGAGAUUUUUGCCUGUUUUGGUGCAUGACGCAAUUGAAGAUGCUGAUAAUGAAGUAUGGGGACUGGUACUACUUCUUAGGGAGCUUGUUGAAUUUGUCUGUGCACCUCGGCUCUCAGAGUCGCAGAUUGCUUUCAUGAAGGGACUGAUUGAACUGUAUGUGGAAUUGAGGCAAGAGUUAUUUCCAAGAGUUCAACUUAGACCGAAACACCACUAUCUGCUUCACUAUGCACACCUGACUUUACAAUUUGGCCCACUCAUAUAUACUUGGACAAUGCGCUUUGAAUCAAAACAUUCUUAUUUUAAAAGGUGCAUUAGGGCAAGUAAGAACUUCAUAAAUGUAACCAAGUCUCUGGCUGAACGGCACCAGUUGCUUCAGGCUUAUCAGUCUUGUGGUACCUUGUUUAGUCCCCAGGUUCAUGUCUCAGACUCAACACGGUUCUAUCCAGAGCUCUAUGACCAGAACCUAAAGACAGUGGUUGAAGAAUUUGAUUUGAACUCAAGUAACUCAGUUGUCACAGAGAGAGUGUAGGUUAAAGGCACUACAUAUGCAAAUGGAAUGCUAGUCUUACUGAGCUAUGCCAAAGGCCAACUGCAGUUAGGACAAAUAGCAAGCAUUUUUGUAAAAAAUGAAACUACUGUCCUACUUUUGCUUCGGGGGAAAACUGCCAGCUGGGUACCUGAGCUUGGACUCUAUGAAAUUGAUGAAAAUGCUUCUGACCUGUUCAGUUGCCAUGAUUUGAACAAAAUUGAUGAUUAUCAUCCACUUUAUUCUUACCAGAGAGGUACUCGGUGGCUCAUUCCUCUUAAACACACACCAACAUGGAACUUGUGAAAAACUAUGUCAAGAAAGCAAUGCCAUCGCUCAGUAGCGAUCAGAUGGAUACACUAAUGGCUAAACUGGAGGAAUUAGGAGUUCUCUCUGUAGAUGACCUGAGCCUUGUGGACCCGGAGGACAUUAAAGACACUCUGCCAUUCAUUCAGUGCAAAAGAUUCGUCAGAGCUGUCAAAGCAUUGGAAGCAGAUUCACAAGCUCCACCACAGUUUACCAGGCCUGGCCCCUCAUCAACACCUGAGCCACAGAGGUUACAGCUGCUCUCAACACCACCUGAGACAGCCGACUCCCCAUCCCAAGACACAUUCUGUUUCAUGGCACAAAUUUCCCUCAAAAGUCAUGGAUGACUUGCGUGAAAAGAAGUACAUAAUGGGGAAAGACAGACGAAAGAUGGUUCGGAUCGUCGCUGAAGAUUACCUCCACAAACACCCAGGAAGACCUGGUAGACAAAAGCUGAGGGAACUCGCCAGUAUGAUUGUAGGACAAUAUCCUGCCUCCUUCAAGCUGACAGAGCCAUUUGGAAACGAACCUUUUGCAAAAGAUGGUUCUGAAACUGUCUUUCGUCAGCUGGAACACAGAAUUGAAAAUAUGAAGAGGCCACAAAGCUCACUGAGGAGGCGAGCAGGGGGUGAAAAUUCAACAAAGAAAAGGCCCAGGAAUUCAGAUCUGUAUGGAUGUGUGGCGUGGGAUCCAAUCAUUGAGGGGACUGUGUGUAGAGAAGACCUGCUGUCUAAACGAGAUGACUUGAAACGUGCCUUUCAAACCCGGGAUCUUCAGGAGUCAUCUGUUCGAAAAUUGAUGACUGAAACAUAUCCCAUUCAGCGUGAAAUCCUCAACGAUGCUGAUACCCCUAUUGGCGUUGUAAAGGACGAGUGGCCGUUCCUGUUUGAAGUUCCUCACCUGUUUGAUCAUGCAUCUAAACUUCUUGGCUUCUCUGUACAAAACAUGCUGGCACAGGAACUUUCCAAAAAAGAAAAGGGGAUCAAUGACUUCCUUGACUCCAAAGGGAUGAAGAUGGGCGAAGGUCCAAUACAGCUCAUCUGUGGCAUUGCAAAAUACUUCAAGGAAGACUCUUAUAAACUCUUCGACAAAAAAGAGAUCUCUGCAGAUCCUGAAGUCGAACUCCCAGGGACCCCAUGCAUCCUAGUCAGAGGUGACCAGCAAUUCAAGAUUGCUCUUGAUGGGUUACUUGUCAAUGACCACAUCACCUCUCCCAUUGUGGCCUUGAGCUACGUCUUCUCCAUGUUUUAUGUCUGCAACAUCCAAUACCCACCGGAGAUGGCUUUUACUCUCGAAUUCAUGCAGAGAGUUUUCUUUGGGAUCAAUCCUGAGCGAGGCUCCAAGGCAGAGAAGAAGGGGAAGAAACGGCACUUCAUUCCUCCACAGAAAGGUCAGACACUGGUUGCAGAGCUCUGCCUGUCGGUGUGAUAUGUGGAGUUGGAGGUGUAGGUUUCUGCAUCCUCCUGGAGGGGGCUCCUCAUUUUGCACUGACAGGUGAGACAGCAACAGCAAUGCUGGCAGUUUUAUUGUCUUAUUUUGUCAAUGUCUUUAACAAAUACAAUUGUUAUUAAUGCCUGUCAGCCUGUGGGUGCUAAAAAGUUGCUAGAUUUGGCAGCUCCCUGUUAAAGGACAUGGCUGUAGUUCUUUGAGAGAACAGCUGGUUUAUGUAUGUAAAAUUGCUCUGAAUGUGAAGGUGAUGUUCUGAAUGUUUUAAUGGUUGUAAUGUAAAUAUUGCAAUUCAUUCACCACAAAAAGUGCAAUCACUUUAAA